This is a messenger RNA of Tetrahymena thermophila SB210, 336 nucleotides long. RefSeq lists its product as hypothetical. Lineage: Eukaryota; Ciliophora; Oligohymenophorea; Hymenostomatida; Tetrahymenidae. The transcript has a single exon. The record is from RefSeq and is a predicted model, not a curated record.
AUGAUGGAAAUAAUGUUCAAUAGAACUAGAAUCGAAGGUUAAAGAUUCAAGUCUAAAAGUUACCAUAAAACAUAAUCAUUGAGGAAAAAUAGUAAUACUAGACUAACUUUAACUUGCUUUUCUGAAGGAUAUAUUCUUGAAAAUGUUGAAGGAAAACUAUAAAUUGGAGUUGAGAUUUAUGAAUCUUUUAUAACUCACUUAAAUAAUGUUGAUGAUACCUAUCAAUCCUAAAUUUGGGUACUUGGUCUUUUAGAAUGCAAUUCAAAUGAGAUCAUUUUGAGAGUAAUUGCAAUAGUAAUCAAAGGAUCAGUAAUAACAAUUUACCUAUAAUAUUGA